Messenger RNA from Pseudo-nitzschia multistriata, 2209 nucleotides. NCBI's taxonomy places the organism in Eukaryota, Bacillariophyta, Bacillariophyceae, Bacillariales, Bacillariaceae. The record is from the annotation of a GenBank genome assembly.
CAAGAACUAAUUAAAUUAUGACCCUUGCGAGUUUCUUGAGACGCACGAUAGUGCAAGAAAUUUCCUUCUCGUUACAACGCACGGUGUUUCACCAGCUGUACCGGCCGGUACGGUACCGUACUCCUACUUCUUUUUGCGAUUGCGAUAGAACAGGCGACGUCUUGUAGCAUUCUAUUGGAUUUGUACCACGGCGUUUGACCCAAUUGUGGCCGAUUGGAAUCUACUGGCUGCUCUUCGGUUGCCGCAGCCAUCGCACUAUAAUGCCAGGGGUUACGAAGCGGUUGAACAGGACGAUGGGUUUCACGUCAGGAAAAAUUGGGAUUGUCCUAGCGGCCUUCCUGUUCGGAUGCAUCGUGACGACGACGAUAAUCCUCAAUUUUGUCACGCUGACAAAUGCCCCCUUUCAGACCGCCGAAGGAGGCCCGAUCAUAUCAUCUUUGGAGGUACCCAAAGCGUUGCCGGAUGCGAGUCCAACAGAUGCAACCGUUGCAACCAAGAAUCCUCUGGUCGGUCAGAGGAUUUUGAUUGCCAUAGCGGCGUUCGAUUUUUCGCAGAUUCCCCACCUGGAGGAAGUUCUGGACGCGUACCAAGAUUUGUGCGUGACGGGUGCCUCGAAGGUCGACGUCGUCGUGCAUGCCACAAUUGCUUACCCGGUGACGCUGAUCGACAUGCUCAACAGCCGGUUGCUUCCCGCCUGCCAGGGCAUUUUUUCCAUCACGAUCGUCUUGAAGUCAAAGAAUUUGAGGCUGCACCUGGUGGACGUCCACCGCGAGCUCUUUUACGAUAAAAUCGACGACUACGACCUCUUCAUUUACACCGAAGACGACAUACGGGUGCCACCCAGGGUGGUCGGAGCCUAUCUUUCCGAAACGAAACAAGUCCAGGACAUUGUCGGUUUGGAACGCUCGAGCAACUACAAUGUGGGAAUCGUCCGGUACGAAUACAACUUUCCGGGCAACGUGGCGGUAGACGACAAAACAAGACACGCCACACAGAACGUAACGAGGGUGUACUGGGAGCACGGACAGUACCCGGUGUUCGACAAGGCAGUAUACAAAGCCAAGGAUAAGGAUCUCGGUGAUUCGUACGUAACGAUGGAGAACAUACACCAGGGAAUGUUUAUGGCCACAAGCUUUCUCCUAAAAGCUUGGAAGGUACGAGAGAAUUGCUCAUUUCACAUUGCGAGCAAUCGGCCGAGCAAGAAAGGCGAAAGAAACCAGCCGGCAAUAGGAACACAAAGAGUUUGGUGAGUUCAUUCUUUUGGUUCGCGAGCUGUGCAAAACGAAUGCGUGCAACGGAUUUUUUGAAUCAUAAGAAUUUGCUACGGAUGAUUGAGUCGGAUUGGCAGAACGCAAUUUGAUGACGGAGGGGAGGGCCUAGAGCGGACGAAUUGCGCUCCUUGGAGAGAAGACAAGUUGCACUCCAUGAGUUGCAUUCCGUCUUGUUCUCGCCCCCCAUCCCCCUCUCGUAUGGUGUCUCCCGUGCACACCUUGCUCCUCCAUCCACCCUACGCGCUAACCACAACCUUUCUCUUUCUCUGUUCUCGGUGUCUUUUACUUCCUGCCGACCCCAGGAUGAGUUCCAAGCACCUGUACGACCGCAGAUACGGCUGCAAUGUAAUGCAGGUUCUCCCCACCCAGCGGUUCGGAACCCUGACCGUUCUGCACCUGCCGAACAAAAACUACCGGCGGGUCGGUCAUUUCCGAAACAGGUACGCACAUCGUCUUGCUCGUUUGUCGCGGUGUUUCGUUUCGUUUUGUUUAGUUUCGUUGGCUCGAGUUGUGUUGUGUCGUGUUCCGCUGGGGUCGGGUUGGAUUAUCGUGCCUCCAUCCCACUCACUUUUGUUGCCGCCGGAUUGGUGCUUGCUUUGUACUACUAUUGCUCUGCUGCCGCACCCCAGGACGUUUUCGGACGGGACCGAGACCUUUGACUUUGGUUCCGAGAGCCUGCUGAGCGAGAUGAAGCUCCACAUCGAGAUGCGGAAGCACACGACGCAGGUUCCCACAUUGCCCUACGCCGGGAUCCGCAUGCUGGACGAGGUCAAGGGAGGCCGACGGGUGCGAACGCCCCUGCUCGAGCGCCGCAUGGGAGAAUACCAGGCCUACGUGGAUCGGGGAGGCAUACUCUCCGAGAAGGACAUGACAAAGACGGCACUAGUGGAAGAACGGUGACGCACCGCGUGUGGUGCUCAACAGAUGCUAGCUGUGCU